UGUACCAGCUAUUAGGUAUUUUACUUACCUGUAGAAAUUCCUUUUCCAGAGUACCGCGGCAAUCAAAAUAUUUGGGAAAUUAAAAGAGAAAAUAUGGCCUCAUCAGGUAGGUACUUUUGUACCCUCUGUUAUGAUAAUGAUAGAUCGUCUACAGAUGCUGUCACAUGGUGUAUAGAAUGUGAGGUGUUCCUAUGUACAGACUGUGAAAAACACCACACAAAAUCAAGAACAUCUAAAGACCAUAAAACCAUGUCAACUAAAGACUACCAUAAAUUGCCAAAAUUCAUGCUAGAAAUAAGUAGCCAGUGCCGAGACCACAAGAAAAGGUUUGAACUUUACUGUUCUUUCCACGACUGUCCCUGCUGUAUCACAUGCAUCACAGAUAAACACAAAAAAUGUCAAGACCUGAAACCACUGUCACAUAUCUUAAAGCAAGUAAAAUCAUCUGCCUCUGUACAACUUUUUGAAAAAGAUUUGAAGAAUGUGAAGGAAAACUUAGAGGAGAUUAUUAAACAUUUAUUCAGUAGGAUUGAUACAAACAAAAGACAGAAAACAAAAGCUGCUGAACAAAUUCGAUCCAUGAGGAAGUCUAUAGAUGAUUUCUUAUACAAAUUAGAACAAGAAAUGCUUGAUGACCUAGAAUCAAAGCAAUCACAGCUUAAAUCUAAGAUGACCUUCUUACUACAACAAGUGACACAGCAAGCCAAUGAGAUCAGCCAAUUACAAAGUGAGUUUUCUAAAAUGACACAAUCUGCAACUGAGCUACAAAUGUAUUUUGGUCUGAGAGAAAUUGAGAAAACUACAUCCAAAGUAGAAAAAUACAUAGAUGAAUUAAAAAGUGGAGACAAUUUAAAAGAAAAUAACUUAGAGGUAAUCAUUUCAUAUGCCAUGCAAUCAAUUUUACAAGAUGUCAAAUCGUUUGGUGAUAUCAACAUAAAUACCAGCCAAUCUACUCUUCGAACUAAGUCUGGAAGAAAAAAUCAAGCACAGAACUUAGUAUCAACUGUUCCUAGAAUUGAAGAAAUUAAACCAUCAAUGUUGAGAACUCUGAAAAUUCCAGAAGAUAUGAAAUAUAUGGGUUUAACUGCUUGUAGGAUAUUACCUGAUGGAAAGUAUCUAACACUUAACAGUAAAAAUUAUAAUAGUCAUGCCCUCCUCCUAUUUGGUAAUGAUGGCAUCUUUGAAAGAAAAGUAAUUACAUUCACAGAAUAUAUUCAUGAUGCUUGCUUUGUCAGAAAUAAUACAGUGGCUGUCACAUUAGGAUCAGAAUACCAGACAGCACUGGUGGAUAUAGAAAAGAAUACAAUUAUUCAAACAAUUAAACUGUCUCAUUCCUGUUGUGGAGUAGCAAGUGAUGGUCAAAUAUUGAUGAUCAGCAAUGCGGAGAAAAGUACUAUUGUUAAUCUGAAUGAUGUGUCUCAAACAAUCUUAGAAGGUGUAGGAAUAACAGGUAUAUCAUUAUUUGGAGGAAAUAUCUAUGGUACUGUUUUCUCUGACAACAAAGUCUGCUGCUACAAAGAAACUGGAGAACCUCUGUGGACAUUUCAGCAUCAUGACAUUGACAGUCCAGAAGGAAUUGCAUUAGACAAGUAUGGCUUUGUUUAUAUAACUUCUCGUGGAAACAACAACUUCGUGGUAGUAUCACCAGAUGGUAAAACCUGUAAGAAAAUACUAUCAGAGGCUGACGGCAUCAAUUAUCCUGUAAAUAUAGACAUACACAGAGAAACAGGAAUGAUGAUUGUGUCAAGUAAAAUAAGGGAAACAAGUGAUGAGACUGAUGAUUGGGAUUAUAAAAUAUACCAAACAGCUUUUGUUUAUAAAAUCUGAAAUGUGAACUUUUAGAAACUUAAAUUCAGACGACACAACUAUGAAUACAUUAGGAAAGAAUAAUACUGACAUGUACAAGAUGAUCUCCGGUGUGUUGACAAAUGGUGUUAUGAAAAUUAGAUGUUCACAUAUAUUAAUAAAACUAAGUGUAGUGGUAGGUACAAGACAAAAGACUGUUUCCAGUAUGAAGAACCGGUACUAAAUAUUAAAAAAACAAUGUUCUUCAAAAAUCAUUGAGUCAAAAUUUCAAACAAAGAAGUGAAGAUCAACGCCGGUGGCAUACUUAUACCACCAGACAGAUUAUCAAGACAUACACAAAUUCACUCUUUCCAAAUACUAUCUUGCAAGACCAGCAUGAGGAAAGAGUCCAUCUACCCAAAAAGAUAAGAGAUUGGCACAUCUUACUGUCUCGGUGACUGCGGCAGAAAGUCUCGACUCGUUUCAAGUUUCAUGUGUUUAUUCGCAGUACUACGUAUAAAUGUUAAGUACAGCAAAAUUUCAUUUUUCUUUCUGUAAUUAAUUAUUAAUUAUGCUAGUGCACAUACACCAAACAGUGACAGGAUAGUCAACCUAAUGACGGUGGUCACUUAUAAAUAGAAAAAAACUUUUAGGUGUUAGAAUUGACGCUAAUCUCUCAUGUACAGGGAAUUUAUUAUACAUCUAUUUCACCUUGACUCUAUUUACUUUCUAAUAUAAAUUUUAAAAGAGUUUAGAUGAAAUAGAUGAACAUAAGUUACUAAAUUAAGAAAUUUUUAAAUAUUGGUUCCAAAAAGUUAUUUUAUUAUGGUUGCAUUCUCCAACUGAUUUAUUAAAGUUAGUGUUGUUUGGAGUGAUUGUGCUAACUCACCUAAUUAAUUACCUAGUGAGAAUAAUUGAAGACAAGAUUUAUUUUAGAUGCUGAUCCAUGUUCAGCCUCAUGUUGCAAUAUUCAGUUAAAAGUUUGGUGUCGCAUUUUGGCAACGGUGAAUUUUUCAAAAAUGAAAGUUUUUGUUCAGUAAAACUGAUAUUUAUUUAGAUAGCUGAAGAAUAAUAGAGCCUUUAAAGUAGGUUUAUAUGAACAUCAAGAUUGUUUUUUGCAUGUUUUAUAUGCCAUAUUUGGUCUGACUGUCCAUAUUUUCACAUCUGUACCGCCCAUAUAUAGAUAUAAGAAGAUGUGUGUGGUAUGAGUGCAAAUGAGACAACUCUCCAUCCAAGUCACAAUUUGUAAAAGUAAACCAUUAUAGGUCAAAGUAGGCCUUCAACACGGAGCCUUGGCUCACACCGAACAGCAAGCUAUAAAGGGCCCGAAAAAUAACUACCGUAAAACCAUUCAAACAAGAAAACCAACGAUUUAAUCUAUAUAAAAAACGAGAAACGAGAAACACUUCAACAAACAACAACCACUGAACAUCAGGUGCCUGACUUAGGACAGGUGCAAACAAAUGCAGCGGGUUUAAUAGGUGCCAACCAUCACCCAACAUAUGUCCAGAAAUUAUUGUACUGUUUUCCAACAAAACUUUUCAUUUCACCUUUAUGGCAAAUUUAUGGAAAAUGAGAUGAAAUGCAUAUCAUUUUUAUUGAACUCUGGAUAGAUAAAUGUAAAUGGUUUCAGAAAAGGUUUCACUCAAACGGAUUGAAAUUCUACUGAGGUAUAAAUGUUGAGGACUUUUGUGACAUUUUCAUCCCCCUUUUUGCAAUAUUUUGUAUAAAAUAAAUGCAGAUUGCUGCCAUAUGGUUACACCAAAAAGAGGUAAUAUUUCACCAUUUAAACUAUUGGAAAGCAAAUCUAUGGAAGAUCUUGUUUCCAUAUAUAGGCACAUAUAUGACACAAACAGUAUGCCUUUUUUGUUAGAAAGUAAGGUAAGAGGUUUUUUAAGUUAUGAGUGUCAAUUUUAAUCUUUUUGUACCUAACUGUGUAUUGCUACCUAAGGCACCACUGUUUAAAAAGGUUGGGUGCAUGACAAUAAAUAACAAGAUCAUACCAUCAA
Messenger RNA from Mytilus californianus (California mussel), 3794 nucleotides. RefSeq lists its product as uncharacterized. Bases 94 to 1827 code for a protein of 577 amino acids. NCBI's taxonomy places the organism in Eukaryota, Metazoa, Mollusca, Bivalvia, Mytilida, Mytilidae. The record is from RefSeq and is a predicted model, not a curated record. The transcript is spliced from 2 exons.